Messenger RNA from Girardinichthys multiradiatus, 1264 nucleotides. RefSeq lists its product as uncharacterized. Gene Ontology annotation, biological process: response to bacterium. The record is from RefSeq and is a predicted model, not a curated record. Bases 2 to 1045 code for a protein of 347 amino acids. The transcript is spliced from 6 exons. Lineage: Eukaryota; Metazoa; Chordata; Actinopteri; Cyprinodontiformes; Goodeidae.
GAUGAUUCUCUGUUGGCUAACACUGCUCCUUUUUCAUCAGGGAUGCUCACUGGUUCUAGUGAUCACAGUUCAUCUCGGUGAACCUGCAACUAUGACGUGUAAUUUGCCGCAUGAAUGGUUGGGGAUUACAAGUCUUCACUGGUACAAGCAGAGUGCAGGAGAUACUCUCAAAGUGAUUACAAUGCUGCGUAAAAAUACAAACCCUAAAUAUGGACCAGGGGUUUUAGCCUCGAGACUAAAGACAACAUAUCAUGACAAAAUCAGCAAUCUGACAAUUUUGAGGACAACUAAAGAAGACGAGGGAAUGUAUCACUGUGCAGUCCUCGACUGGAAUGAGAAUACCUGGAUAGAGACCUAUUUGUCAAUAAAAGGACACUCUGAAAGGAUAUUAAAUUACCAAGUUGUUCAGGAGGGAAAAGUAUCAUAUCCAGGGCAUGAAAGCAACUUGGCGACUCUACAAUGUUCAGUGAUCUCUGCCUUUAACCACAACAUAUGUCCAGAAGAUAUCAGCGUGUUUUGGUUCAGAUCCAAAUCUGAUAAAUCUGAUCCAGAUGUCAUCUACGCUGAUGGAGAAAGACAUGAUGAAUGUCAAAAGAAAUCAGAGUUUCAGAGGAGAUGUGUGUUCUCCAAGAACAUCAGCAGGUCUGAUGCUGGGACUUACUACUGUGCUGUGGCCUCAUGUGGAGAGAUUUUCUUUGGAAAUGGAACAAAUCAGCAAGUUGAACAAACAGCAGACCCUUAUCGUAAUGCACUGGUGAUAACAACAACAACAUGUUUGAUAAUUUCUUUGAUUGUGAUUAUUGUUAUCUGCUACCAAAAUCCAAGUUCAGCAUGUAAGCAAAUUAAAGGGACAGCAAGCUCCUCUUCACCUGCCUCACAUGAUAACACGACUGAACUAGGAAAAUAUGUUGCCAAAGAUAACCAGGAUCUAAACUAUGCUGCACUGCAUUUCUCUGGAGGAAAAUGCACACAAAGGACAAAGUUGAAACUGUUGGACACUGAGAAAGAUGUAUUUUCAAGAUGUAUAUAUCAAGUUAAAGUCUGAAUAGGAGAGUCUUUAUGGGAUCUUACAAAGCCACUGGCAAUAAAAUGUGAAUAAAGUUUCUGUGUACUAUUUUUACUUAGUAAGUGUUAUUUUAUGCUGCUUCUCUCUUGUUCUCCAGUCAUGGCUCCUAUAUUCACAUGUCAGUUGCUCUUAAACACCCUGAGAUCCAGACUAAAAAUCAGAGGCGACAGAGUCUUUUCUGUGGUGGCCCAUAAGGUU